Molecule: messenger RNA, 1563 nt
Organism: Eutrema salsugineum
Lineage: Eukaryota; Viridiplantae; Streptophyta; Magnoliopsida; Brassicales; Brassicaceae
Product: 5'-adenylylsulfate reductase-like 7
Exons: 4
Coding region: 458-1333 (291 amino acids)
Source: RefSeq, a predicted model, not a curated record
UGGGGAGAGAGGAAAAAAAAGCGAUGUGACGAAUGCGAUUUGUCAACGUAAUCGAUUUUGGCGGUCUCGAUCUGCUGUCUUGUUUCUGCAAAAACAAGUGAACAAAUAAACUUUAUGAUAGAUAGUAUUUCCCACGGAUCUGAGACUUUCCCCAAAUUCGCCCUAGAAGUAGAUAUAUUUUCAGACAAGAUUUUAUUUUCUGUCUUUUUCCUUUUUCAAGUUCUGUUCUUCAUGCCCUCGUCUUGAACCUAGGCUGUUCAUUUCCUCUGAUUCGUGCUUUUGUCCUCUAAAUCCGAUGCGAUCUCACCCUUAAUCGAUGACCCUGAUCUCUGAUUGCUAAAAGUUUCAUAUUUUUGCUCAUCGAAUUUGGAAUUUCGAUCUCUCCCUCUCUCUCUCUCUCUUCUACCUUAGAUUUAGGUUAUUGGUUUUGCUUGGCUCUUCCAUUCACCUUAAUCUAAUGAAAUUCCGGGUCUUCGUACUCCUUCUCUGUGCGAUAGCUGGGUCAUGCUUACCUUCCGUGUUCGCCUCGUCCCGGCCGGAUGUUUGUGAUCACGAGUUCGAGGUGUUCCGAAGCCGAAUCGAGGGAAAAUGUCAUCAUUCUCUGUAUCCAAGGCCUCCUGUAGAGGUAGAUGGAGACUUGCUAGACAGACUCAUUAAUACAAACCAUGGAAAUGCUUAUACAUCCAUACUAUUUUAUGCUUCGUGGUGCCCGUUUUCACGUGCAGUUCGCCCAAAGUUUGAUGUUCUGAGUGCAAUGUUUCCUCACAUAGGGCACCUGAUUGUUGAGCAAUCCCAGGCUUUACCAUCUGUCUUUUCUAGGUAUGGUAUCCAUAGCUUGCCUUCAAUUCUGAUGGUGAAUCAAACAUUGAAGAUGCGAUACCAUGGUCAAAAGGAUCUUGCGUCCCUAAUUCUGUUUUACGAAGAAACAACAGGUCUUAAACCUGUCCAGUAUGUGGACGAAGGUGAACCAACAAGCUUAGAAGCCGAUGGGAACCUGAUCGCAUGGCUACACAACGGGUCGUCUAUCAGAGAAAUAGCGGAAAGAGAGCCAUAUUUGGUACUUGCACUGAUGUUUCUGUUUUUGAAACUGGCAAUAUUGGUCUUCCCCAUCAUGGCAUCGCGCUUGAAAACGUUGUGGACAUCCUAUAUUCCGCAUCUGAGCUUGGGAAUACUCGGUGAGACCAGCCAACUGUUUGGACGUGCCCUGCACAUGAUCGAUGUGAGGAGGCUAUGGAUUAAACUGCGACUCACAAAAACUAGGAACUUCCAAGAAAGAGCAAAGAACGCGCUUGCAUCAGUCUCGCUAGGAAAAUCUACAUCACAAUCAGCCUAAAGGGUGAUUCCAAAAUCCUUCACUGUCGAUGAGCUUAAUUAGUUAGAUGACUUUACUUUCUGUGGACAUGUUUCGAUAACUUUGGAGUUCCUCCUGUCUCUGUAUGUAAAUCCUGUUUUGCUUCCUUUGUGAAUAGUUUUCUUCCUUUUUUGAAUAUUCUUGUUCUGGGUCCACUUCGUUUUGCAUACGUUUUGUCUAUAUUGAUUAUGAACGGUUUGGUUUAAUUGGUA